CAUCAAGCUGCUACGAUUUCUCAUAUAAUGCCUUGUUAGAAUCAGUUGAGAUGGCUAUACGAAACCCAGAAGUGGCAGCUAUGGAGGAGUAUACUGAAGCUGAGUCCUCUUCUAAUGGAAAAGAGACUCAAUUAGCUUCUGACUUAUCCAAGAAUCUUGAUCUUGCUGAAGAUGAAAAGGUUGACAACCAAGAAGAUGAGGGAAUCAAAGGUGAGGCUUCAACGAAGAAGAAAAAGAAGAAAAGUAAAAGCAAGAAGAAGAAGAAUUCCCUUCAACAGACUGAUCCACCUUCAAUUCCUGUUCUUGACCUCUUUCCUUCUGGAGAAUUUCCUCAAGGUGAAAUCCAACAAUACAAGGAUGAUAAUUUGUGGAGAACAACAUCCGAAGAGAAGAGAGAGAUGGAGAGGCUUCAAAAGCCGAUAUAUAACUCUCUUCGCCAAGCAGCGGAAGUUCAUCGUCAAGUUAGGAAGUAUAUGAGAAGCAUAUUGAAACCUGGAAUGUUGAUGAUUGAUCUCUGUGAGACCUUAGAGAACACUGUUCGUAAGUUGAUAUCAGAGAAUGGUCUUCAAGCUGGUAUCGCAUUUCCUACAGGGUGUUCUCUGAAUAACGUUGCUGCUCAUUGGACACCAAACUCUGGAGAUAAGACUGUCCUUCAGUAUGAUGAUGUCAUGAAGUUGGAUUUUGGAACACAUAUUGAUGGGCACAUUGUUGAUUCCGCUUUCACAGUUGCCUUCAAUCCUAUGUUUGAUCCUCUUUUAGCAGCCUCACGUGAAGCAACAUAUACCGGUAUCAAGGAAGCUGGGGUAGAUGUCCGUCUCUGUGAUGUUGGUGCUGCAAUUCAGGAGGUCAUGGAGUCUUAUGAGGUUGAAAUCAAUGGAAAAGUCUACCUAGCAUCGGACGCUAUCAGAUACACGCUGAAAAAUCUGUUCCUAAAGUUAGAGGACUUAGAAUGUAGCCAUUACAUGAAAAACUACGAUGUGGGACACGUCCCUUUGAGGUUACCAAAAGCAAAACAACUCCUUGCCACCAUUAACAAGAACUUCUCCACUCUAGCUUUCUGCGGACGCUAUUUGGACCGCCUUGGUGAAACGAAAUACUUGAUGGCUUUAAAGAAUCUUUGUGAUUCUGGCAUAAUUGAGCCAUGCCGUCCAGUGUGUGAUGUAAAAGGAAGCUAUGUUUCUCAGUUUGAGCAUACGAUCUUGUUGCGGCCAACUUGCAAAGAGAUUAUUUCCAAAGGAGACGAUUAUUGAAAUGGCUCAUUUUCACAGAAAACAUCAAAAGGUUUUUUCUUCUGGCAAAUGUUUUGUUGUUUAAUUGUAUUGUUCUUCUUUAGAUUGUAUAAUAAUUGUUUGGCUUCUUCGGUCGUUCUUGUGACCGUGUGAACUGACAACAAAAGCAGUACUCAGUG
This is a messenger RNA of Arabidopsis arenosa, 1408 nucleotides long. Lineage: Eukaryota; Viridiplantae; Streptophyta; Magnoliopsida; Brassicales; Brassicaceae. The record is from the annotation of a GenBank genome assembly.